Molecule: messenger RNA, 2298 nt
Organism: Rosa chinensis
Lineage: Eukaryota; Viridiplantae; Streptophyta; Magnoliopsida; Rosales; Rosaceae
Product: heat stress transcription factor A-7a
Exons: 2
Coding region: 372-1457 (361 amino acids)
Biological process (GO): regulation of transcription by RNA polymerase II
Cellular component (GO): nucleus
Molecular function (GO): DNA-binding transcription factor activity; RNA polymerase II cis-regulatory region sequence-specific DNA binding
Source: RefSeq, a predicted model, not a curated record
CUCGUGUGCCCGUGGUUUUUCAACACGAGAGGAUGUGCCUGUGACAAACCCGCCUACGCUAUAACGGCUUCAACGACUUUCCCAAAGGAGAAAGCAGCAAAUCCAACUAUCUCAAAGCUCCCCUUUGCCCCCUUUCCCUUUCCAUCUAAUCACUGAUUCUCACUCGGAUACUCCUGAAAUUGUCACCCAAAUCUGUCACCUGUUGAAAAAAAAAAAAAAUUGGUGGGUUCAGUCGGUAGUUUCUGUUCUAAACAAUCCCACCAAAAUCGACUUUGAAUCUUACUGAACACCUAACUGGGUGGGCAGAAUCAGAACAAUUUGGCAAAAUACAUCAACAUCGAUCCUCUUGUUGUGUUUCUGAGAUUUUAGGCAUGAAUUACUUGUACCCAGUGAAGGAAGAGUACCCGGGCGGGUCGAGUUCAUCGCAGCGGAGCGGGGAUCCUCUGAUGACGGUGGCUCCACCGCAGCCGAUGGAGGGGCUGAAUGACACCGGGCCUCCUCCAUUUCUGAACAAGACUUAUGACAUGGUGGAUGACCCGAGUACUAAUCGGAUAGUCUCGUGGAGCAGAGGAGGGGGCAGCUUUGUGGUUUGGGACCCUCAUUCGUUUGUGAUGAACCUCCUGCCUAGAUACUUCAAGCACAAUAAUUUCUCCAGCUUUGUCAGGCAGCUUAACACUUACGGCUUUAGAAAGGUUGAUCCGGAUAGGUGGGAGUUUGCCAAUGAAGGAUUUUUAAGGGGUCAGAAGCAUCUCCUAAAGAACAUUAGGAGAAGGAAGACACCUUCUCAGCCUAUUCCAGCACACCAAGCGCUAGGCCCUUGUGUGGAAGUAGGCCGGUUUGGGCUAGACGGAGAAGUUGAUCGUUUGCGACGUGACAAGCAGGUUCUCAUGAUGGAGUUGGUGAAGCUUAGACAGCAGCAGCAGGGUACUAGAGCUUGCCUUCAAGCCAUGGAACAAAGGCUAAAAGCGACAGAAAUGAAGCAGCAACAAAUGAUGGCUUUCCUGGCCAGGGCACUGCAGAACCCGGCUUUCCUGCAGCAGCUAGUCCAACAUAAGGAGAAACGGAAGGAGCUUGAAGAAGCUGUGACUAAGAAAAGGAGAAGGCCGAUUGAUCAAGGCCCUAGUGGCUUUGGUGGUGGUGAAACUAACCAAAGGGGCAAAGGAAUUAACCCUGUUAAAGCUGAGCCUCUUGAAUUUGGAGAUGGCGAGUAUGAAAUGUCGGAGCUAGAAGCGCUUGCAAUGGAAAUGCAAGGAUUUCAUAAGGCAAGAAAGGAGCCGGAGGAAGAGUCAGAGCCCCUGGAAAUUGGGGAUAAAGAGCUUGAUGAAGGAUUUUGGGAUGAACUAUUUAGCGAGAGGUUUGAGGGGGACUUAAGCAUACCAUGUGAUGAAAUAGGUGAUGACGAAGAUGUCAUUAUCUUGGCUGAUCGCUUAGGUUACUUAGGUUCAAGCCCAAAUUAGAACAGCUAAACUUCUUCUGCAUUGCUAUCUCUCCUCUUCAGUACACUGCCUCAGUGACCAUUUCUUUCGGGUAGGAGGCUAUGGCCUUCAGUAGUUGUUUCAUCGUUUUUCAUUCCCUCCCGUCCUCUCUCCUUCUCUUUCUCUUUCUCUUUCUCUUUCUCUUUCUCCUUCUCUUUCUCUUUCUCUCUCUCUCUCUCUCUCUCUCUCUCUCUCUCUCUCUCUUUCACUUUGCGUCGCUAGAGUCUCUUCAAGUCUGUGCCAUUUGGCCAUAACUGUCAUCUGGAAUUGUUUCUUGGUAAUAUUGACAGGAUAGGGGGAUUAGCACAAGCUGUUUAUCUGGGGAAACCAACUUUGUUUCUGGUGUUUCUAACCCUGCAUUUAAUUGCUUAUUGUCUCCUUUUCGCAUCUAAUAAUGCCCUUUUCUUCUCUCUUUAUCUUGGUUAGGUUGCAGGCAUUGCUUGGACAGAAUCUGUGCUAGUUUUUAUCAUGAUUUAUCUCCUCAAGGUUCUUGUUUAUUUCAUAUCACUGAAACCACUGUUCCAUGUAUCACGCAUACAUCCAAUGCAUUAUUUGUCUCUGCCUGUUGUAUUCUUUUUUUACUGGCCUCUUAAAUGAAUGUAGAUUGUUGAUUAUUCAGAAGCUGUUGAACUUGAAAAGGAGUAGCUGCAAGCUCCAAGAACCAUAAACAUAAUAUUGUUUAUGGAUGGAUCCAAGUGAUCAUUGGUAGCUAAUUUUAUUUUUCUGUUACUGCAUUGCCUACUAUCUUUAGUAAGAUAUAAAGAGGUGUUACAUUUGUACCAUGUAGAUCUUUUCGUGCGAAACUUGGUUCUCUCUGUCACUA